AUGGCCAUUCAGAAGAUCUACUCCCGCUACGUCUACGAUUCUCGUGGAAACCCUACCGUUGAGGUUGAGCUCACCACUGAGAAGGGUACCUUCCGCGCCAUUGUGCCCUCUGGCGCAUCCACUGGUUCUCUGGAGGCCCUUGAGCUGCGCGACAAGGACGCUUCCAAGUGGGGAGGCAAGGGUGUCUUGACGGCUGUUGCCAACGUCAACGACGUCAUUGGCCCUGCUCUGAUCAAGGAGGGUAUCUCUGUCGUUGACCAGCGCGCCGUUGACGAGUUCCUUAUCAAGCUUGACGGAACUGACAACAAGGCCAAGCUCGGUGCCAACGCCAUUCUUGGUGUCUCUCUUGCUGUUGCUCGUGCCGGUGCUGCUGAGCAGGGAAUUCCUCUGUACGAGCACAUCAAGAACCUGUCCGGUUCCAAGGCCCCCUACAUCAUGCCCGUUCCUUUCCAGAACGUUUUGAACGGUGGUGAGCACGCCGGUGGUUCUUUGGCCAUCCAGGAGUUCAUGGUUGCCCCCAUUGGCUUUGACAAGUUCUCCGACGCUUUGCGCGCCGGCACUGAGGUCUACCACAAGCUCAAGUCUCUUGCUCAGAAGAAGUACGGCUCUUCUGCUGGCAACGUCGGUGACGAGGGUGGUAUUGCCCCUAACCUCGAGAACGCCGAGGAGGCUCUCGACCUCAUUGUCACCGCCAUCGACGAGACCGGCUACAACGGCCGCGUCAAGAUCGCUAUUGAUGCUGCCUCCUCCGAGUUCUACCACGACAACAAGUACGAUUUUGACUUCAAGAACCCCAAGUCCGACCCUAAGGCGUGGAAGACCGGCCGUGAGACUGGCGACUACUACAAUACUUUGCUGGCAAAGUACCCCAUCAUCUCUUUCGAGGACCCCUUCUCCGAGGAUGACUGGGAGUCUUGGAAGCAAUUCCUCCCCCAGGUCAAGGGCAAGUGCCAGAUCGUCGGUGACGACAUCACCGUCACCAACCCCAAGAUCGUCGCCAAGGCCAUCAAGGAGGACGUCGCCGACGCUCUGCUGCUCAAGGUCAACCAGAUCGGUACCCUCACCGAGUCCAUUGACUCCGCCAAGGCCUCCUACGCCGCCGGCUGGGGUGUCAUGGUCUCCCACCGCUCCGGUGAGACCGACGACAGCUUCAUUGCCGACCUCGCCGUUGGUCUGCGCUGCGGCCAGCUCAAGUCCGGUGCCCCCGCCCGCGCUGAGCGUCUCGCCAAGUACAACCAGCUUUUGCGUAUCGAGGAGGAGCUUGGUGACAAGGCCACCUAUGCCGGCAAGGAUUUCCACGCCGCACACGCUCUUUAA
Wickerhamiella sorbophila is the source of this 1317-nucleotide messenger RNA. Its product is annotated as Enolase. The coding region runs from base 1 to 1317 and encodes 438 amino acids. The transcript has a single exon. Gene Ontology annotation, cellular component: phosphopyruvate hydratase complex. Gene Ontology annotation, biological process: glycolytic process. Lineage: Eukaryota; Fungi; Ascomycota; Dipodascomycetes; Dipodascales; Trichomonascaceae. Gene Ontology annotation, molecular function: phosphopyruvate hydratase activity; magnesium ion binding. The record is from RefSeq and is a predicted model, not a curated record.